Molecule: messenger RNA, 330 nt
Organism: Marasmius oreades (fairy-ring Marasmius)
Lineage: Eukaryota; Fungi; Basidiomycota; Agaricomycetes; Agaricales; Marasmiaceae
Exons: 3
Coding region: 1-330 (109 amino acids)
Source: RefSeq, a predicted model, not a curated record
AUGUCUGACAACCAGUACAACCUCAAAGUCUACAUCUCCGACGAAUGUUUGACUAAACUCAAGGAAUACGGAUACAGACUUUGCAUCGCAAAGGAAGUAAACGGUAAAUUCAAUGUCGUUUUCCGAGGUGUAAAUAAGCUCCUGUUCCAGAACGCGUUCCGAUUCGAAGAUCGUUAUCGAGUCUUUGGCACGAGCACGUUCAAAGAUGGCGCUUUGAUAGAGGCCUCAACGAAGAAGAACGCAAUCUUGGGAGGCCAAGAGAUCACAUUGAGCUCCGCGGGCGUGUUCGGCCCUGCAUCUGGACCGGAGAAACCUGCAGAGGGAUUAUAA